Messenger RNA from Cooperia oncophora, 642 nucleotides. The record is from the annotation of a GenBank genome assembly. Lineage: Eukaryota; Metazoa; Nematoda; Chromadorea; Rhabditida; Trichostrongylidae.
AUGAUCAUCUCCCAGGAUAUACGCUUCACCCAUGAACAACAACAACAACUGCAGCGACAAUUGGCUGACAAAAUCACCAACUACGCAUCGCUUGAUGAAAUCCGAAGUCUGUUAGUCUGCGGCGCACAGCCAGACGGUGAAGUCACCCGUGGACUGACCCCGUUGCACUAUGCAUGUUUCAUAAACUACGUUGGCGCAGCGAAACUCCUGCUCACAAAAGGUGCAAAGGUCGACGCUGUUGACGAAGUUGGUUGCUCGGCUCUACACCUUUGCGCUGAGCACGGCUACUACAGAAUGAUUAAACUACUGCUUCAGUACACUGAAGCUGUGCAGCAGUAUGAAACACCUGUGAUGGAACCUGAUGGCAAAUAUCCGAGUCGUGAACAUAUUGACGAACCCCUACGACUUGCCAUGAAGAACGGUCAUUACGAAUGCGCUCGUCUUCUGUUGGAAAACGGCGCCAGUCCGAACGCCAUCUACUUCGAUGGACCAGAGAUCACCCACGUCAGCCCUCUUGACACGCAUUUUAUCGCGCUUCUGCUCGAAUACGGCGCUGAUCCGAACGUUUUCGACCGCAAAGGACUUACCCCGAUCAUGAAAGCUUGUCGACUGAAGGAGAAUGGGAUGGAAGCAAUCAGGUGA